UGAUUUAGGAUUAUGUAAAUCUGUAGAAUAUUUUCAAUCAUCUCAAAAAAAUGUUAUUUAUGAUGUUUUACCAUUUAUAACACCUGAAGUUUUAAGAGGUCAACCUUAUAAUUUUGCUAGUGAUAUAUAUAGUUUUUCUAUAAUUAUGUGGGAAUUUAUAUCUGGAGUUCCACCAUUUGAAAAUAAAGCUCAUGAUUUUCAGCUUGCUUUAAAUAUCUGUAAAGACCAACUAUACUAG
Molecule: messenger RNA, 238 nt
Organism: Funneliformis geosporum
Lineage: Eukaryota; Fungi; Glomeromycota; Glomeromycetes; Glomerales; Glomeraceae
Source: the annotation of a GenBank genome assembly